AUGACGACAUCGGACGCAAGGGAAAGCGGCGGACCUUCCUGCGUCGGCGCUCAAGUUACGUCAGGACGUAGGGCUGCCCUCAGGCGCCUGCAUCCGGUUUCAGCGCUCGAAGACCGGGCGGAAUUUCCAAGAGAGAAUAAGGAAGCCACCAAAGAGCAGGUGGCAUUUAGGGCUAGCAGGCGGCGAAGUCCCGGCUCCGGAAGGCCGCUUCGGCUGCAGAUAAGUGCACCUGCACGCCUUUCCCUGCAGCUUCUUCCGCCUGUCCCACCCUCGGGUCUUCCUCCCAUUCCCAUCAUUCCCCCACCCCCUCCGACCCCCCAGGCCGAUGGAGGGCAGAACAUUGGCCCAGCCAGAGGAACGAGGAGCCGCAGGGCCCCCUCACCAGGGGCCACUGUGGCACUCCCCUUUGAGCCCUCAGCCCCCCCUCUGAGGAUGGCCAACAACUCCUACAAAAAUCCCAAAGGGUUGACUAAUCUGAUUGAAUCUUUACUUUUCACCCAUCAGCCCACUUGGGAUGACUGCAACCAGUUGUUACAGGUCCUGUUUACAACAGAGGAAAAAGACCAGAUCCUCCCAGAGGCCCGGAAAAAUGUACCGGGAGCCGAUGGGCGACCCACUCAGAACCCAGCCAUUAUUGAUGAAGGGUUCCCUCUGACCAGACCCGAUUGGGACUUCAACAUCCCAGAAGGUAAGGAGCACCUGAAAGUCUUCCUCCAGGCUCUGAUGGCAGGUCUCCGGGGAGCGGCGAGGCACCCCACCAAUUUGGCUAAGGGGGUACGGGGUUCGGAACCCCUCCCCGAACCUAGGGUAACCUUAACUGUGGAGGGGAAACCUACUCAAUUCCUAGUGGACACUGGGGCACAGCAUUCAGUAUUGCAACAGGCUGACGGACUGCUCUCCAAUCGGAAAUCAUGGGUUCAGGGAGCCACGGGAAAUAAAUUAUAUUCUUGGACCACUGCAUGGACGGUAGACCUGGGAACAGGAUUAGUGUCUCAUUCUUUCCUCGUAAUCCCAGAUUGCCCAUAUCCUUUAUUAGGAAGAGACUUGCUCACAAAAAUGAAAGCCCAGAUACAUUUCCUGCCAGAGGGACCGCAGCUUAAGACUGUGAUGUUAGAAGAUGAAUAUAGACUCUUUGAAUUCGAAAAAGAAAACCCAGGCUCAGGAGACCUCAGCCUGUGGCUAAGAAAGUUCCCUCAGGCAUGGGCAGAGACGGCGGGAAUCGGGAAGGCCAAACAUAGGCCUCCUGUCUAUGUUGAACUAAAACCACAAGCCACCCCCAUAGCAGUUUGCCAGUACCCUUUGCCGAGGGAAGCCAGAGAAGGAAUCCGGCCCCACAUCGCCCGAUUCCUCUGGUUGGGGAUAUUGCACAGAUGUCAAUCUGUUUGGAAUACCCCACUCCUCCCUGUCAGGAAGCCAGGCACAAGUGAAUACCGUCCAGUCCAGGAUCUGCGAGAAGUUAACAAGCAGGUAAUAGACAUUCAUCCCACAGUUCCUAACCCUUACGAUCUUUUAAGUUCCUUGCCACCUCUCCAAGGCUGGUAUACCGUUUUAGAUUUAAAGGAUGCCUUCUUCUGCCUCCAACUUGCGCCGAAAAGUCAAGAACUUUUCGCCUUUGAAUGGAGAGACCCAGACAGAGGAGUGGCAGGGCAACUCACAUGGACUCAGCUCCCGCAAGGAUUCAAAAACUACCCCAUCCUCUUCGAUGAAGCUCUCAACCAAGACCUGGCGCUAUACCGAGAAGCUAAUCCCCAGGUAACCUUGCUGCAAUAUGUUGAUGAUCUUCUACUUGCAGCUGAAAUGAAAGAAGAUUGCCUGAAAGGGACGGAGAGACUUCUGGUAGAAUUAGGAACUCUAGGAUAUUGGGCAUCAGCCAAGAAAGCACAAAUCUGCAAAUGACAGGUAAGCUACCUGGGCUAUGUGUUACGAGAAGAGGUGGCUGUCAGACACGACGAAAGAGACUGUUCUCCAUAUCCUUUUGCCUAAGACUCCUAAGCAAGUCAGAGAAUUCCUAGGGACGGCAGGAUUUUGCAGGCUCUGGAUCCCUGGAUUCGCAGAGAUGGCGGCCCCCCUUUAUCCUCUCACCAAAGAUGGACUGUUCUCAUGGGGAGAGAAAGAACAGAAGGCUUUUGACGCCAUUAAGCUAGCAUUGAUGUCUGCCCCAGCUCUGGGGCUCCUUGAUGUGACAAAACCUUUCCACCUGUUUGUGGCAGAGAAUGGGGAUAGCCAAAGGGGUGCUGACUCAGAAGCUCGGACCGUGGAAACGGCCCGUAGCAUACCUAUCAAACUAGAUCCAGUGGCUGCCGGCUGGCCUGCAUGCUUACAAAUAAUUGCCACAGCAGCAGUACUAGUCAAAGAUGUGGACAAAUUUGACUCUAGGGCAAAAUCUAACAGUGACCGCUCCGCACACGCUAGAAAGCAUAAUCCGGCAGCCCCUGCUUCGGUGGCUUACAAAUGUUCGGAUAACUCACUACCAAGCCCUGUUACUCAACUCUGACCGGGUGACAUUCUCUCCGCCGACCAGUCUCAAUCCGGCUACCUUGUUGCCGGACCCUGAUCUUAAACCUCCAGUACAUGACUGUCAGCAAGUACUAGCCGAAGCCCAUGGGCAGCAUAAAGACUUGACUGACCUGCCUUUACUGGACGCUGAAGCCACCUGGUUCACAGAUGGAAGCAGCUACCUAGACCAAGAAAAGCGUAAGGCAGGAGCGGCAGUAGUGGAUGGAGAAAAAAAUAGUGUGGGCCCAGCCCCUCCCCAAGGGAACCUCGGUGCAGAAGGCUGAGCUCAUUGCUCUUACGAGAGGGCUAGAACUGGGGGCCAGGAAGAAAAUUAACAUCUAUACAGAUAGUAGGUACGCCUUUGUGACGGCACAUGUGCAUGGAGCCAUUUACCAACAAAGAGGACUCCUCACCUCCAAAGGAAGAGAAAUAAAAAACAAACCAGAAAUCACGGCCCUUUUAGAAGCUCUGCACAAACCAGCCAAAGUAAGUAUAAUCCAUUGCCCCGUCACCAACACGGGAAGUCCCACAUCGCCAUAGGCAAUAAUAUGGCUGAUCAGGCUGCCCAAGAAGCGGCCUCAAAGACAGUAGACAUCUUCCUCUCUGAAACCCCGCCUGAGCCAAGCCUGCCACCCUAUCAGUAUAGCCCAGAAGAUCUAGAAUUAAUCUCCAAAGACCGUACUCACUAUUUUAAUGAACAGAAGAGAGCCUGGUGUACCCAAGAUGAAAAAAUCAUCCUACCCCAAGCAACUGCCAAAACCAUAAUCAAACAGAUGCAUCAAUGGACACACUUAGGAGCGCACAAACUUAUUCAGACUGUCUUAAACUCCGGGUGGUAUGUGCCAAACCUGCAGCAGGUAGCUGAAUCAGUAGUUAAGCCAUGCGUUCCUUGUCAAGAAACAAACUCACCCGGGAAGAAAAAUUGGACUAGAAAACGGGCAAGGGGGAACCGGCCUGGACAGUUUUGGGAAAUAGACUUCACUGAAAUUAAACCAGGAAAAUAAGUAUCUUCUAGUAUUUGUAGAUAACUUUUCAGGAUGGGUUGAAGCCUUUCCAACAAGGCAGGAAAUGGCUGCAGUAGUAACAAAGAAAAUACUAGAAGAAAUAUUUCCUCGAUUCGGGAUACCUAAGGUAAUAGGAUCUGACAACAGACCCGCUUUCAUUGCCUGGGUAAGUCAGGGGGUCGCUAAGUAUUUGGGAACUGAUUGGAAAUUACAUUGCAUGUAUAGACCCCAGAGUUCAGGGCAAGUAGAAAGAAUGAAUCAAACCCUAAAAGAGACCUUAACUAAAUUGACCAUAGAGACUGGCUCAGACUGGGUGGUGCUCCUCCCUCAUGGCUCAGACUGGGUGGUGCUCCUCCCCUUAGCCUUGUUCCGAGCUCGGAACACCCCUACCUGUCUCAAUCUAACGCCCUUUGAAAUCUUGUACGGCUCCCCCGCCCCGCUUACCUGCCUGCGUGACUCCCUCCCCAUAACCCAGACUAAUAACCGUGAUCUAUACAAUAGGCUAAAAGCUCUCCAAACAGUCCAAAGAGAAGUGUGGUCUCAACUUGAAGCAGCCUACAAGCCUGGCACCCCAGAGGCAGCCUACCCUUUCCAAGUUGGAGACUUCUUGUUUGUAAGAUGGCACCGAGCGCAAACCCUCGAGCCACGGUGGAAAGACCCUAUUUAGUGUUGCUGACCACCCCAACAGCGGUCAAGGUUGGCGGGAUCGCCACCUGGAUCCACACCUCCCAUGUGAAACCUGUUGUCUCAGCUGAGACAGCUGAUGACCAUCUCACAUGGAGGGCCCAAUCUGCUGAGAACCCUCUCCGGCUUAAAAUCACCAGAAAACACCAGUGACCAGGUGCACGUCCGGAGACACCAACGCCGCCUAGCUGACCCACGCACCAUUUUCAAAAACUCUGUUCCGAAAUGACAAUGUCAGCCGGACAAAGACAAUCCUCAAAAGCUAAGACUGUGCCGUUCACACCUAUCCCACUAAUAUUACUUAUAGUAUGCCUUUCCCCUGUUACACCCAGCGACCCUAACCCCCAUACCCUCUAUCGGCUCACCUGGGAAAUAGAGAACUGGGAAACACAUGAAGUAUACAACAGCACUUCCCACACAACCCCCUUAGGCACAUGGUUCCCUGACCUGUACUUUAACCUAGACAGAAUAGCAGACAUAGAAGGAAUGGGAGGGGAAGACUGGCGAAAAAAACAGCGCCAAGUCUCCGUGAGUCGAAAUGGGUUUUAUGCGUGCCCUGGGUUUCGAACGGGGCCAGAGAGGCGGCAGUGCAGAGGGGUUGAGUCCCUUUACUGUGCACAAUGGAGUUGUGUUACCACCAAUGACGGAGAGUGGAAGUGGCAGGUAACUCCCCAGCUCAUCACUUUCUCGUUUAUUAAACCAUGCACCCGAACUAGGUACAAUCAAGACUGUAAUCUGCUCAGGCUCCAGUUCACAGAACAGGGAAAAAAGGAUACCCGAUGGCAGUCAGGGUUAACAUGGGGCCUAUAUCUCUAUCAGAGCCCCCUUUUUGGAAGCCUUAUCCGGGUCAAAUUAAAAGUUGAGCCAAUGGUCACGACGGCCUUAGGUCCAAAUAAAUUGUUGAAUCCUAGAGCACCCGAAGCCCCUGGACAGCCCCUCAAGACAACACAGCCCCCUAAGUCCCUCACCCAGAGCCUAUUGAGCCCAACUUAGACACUGGCCCCCACUAUAGAAAGCCAGCAAUCCCGGCUCCUUAGUUUAAUCAGAGGCACUUUCCAAGUUAUAAACAAUUCCCGUCCCAAGCUAACUCACUCCUGCUGGUUAUGCUAUGAUGUUGCCCCCCCUUACUAUGAAGGUAUAGCAUUUGUUAAUGCUGUCAACCAGUCUUCUGACCCCUCCCAGUGUAGAUGGCAGCAAAAAGGACCAAGACUCACUUUAUCCUCUGUAAGUGGACAAGGAACCUGCAUUGGGAAAGUCCCUAAAACUUACACCUCCCUCUGCAACAGGACAGAAGUAAUAAGCACAACCCCAACUUAUUAUAUUCCCCCAUCUAACAGGUGGUGGGCCUGCCAAACCGGAGUCACUCCAUGUGUUCAUUCCCAGAAGUUAGACGAAACUUCUGACUUUUGUGUUUUAGUACAGUUAAUACUCCGCCUCAUUUACCAUUCCUAUGACAAGGUCCUGUCCUAACUAGGCCGGUCUCCGCCUCGAGUCAAACGAGAACCUGUGAGUCUGACUCUCUUCCUCUUACUAGGCCUCGGCCUAGGGGCAGCAGGGGUAGCCACAGGGGCAUCCUCACUAGUUCUCCAAAACCAGCAUUACCACAGUCUCAGAGAAGCCAUAGAUGCAGACUUAGAAGAGAUAGUAAAAUCCAUAUCCACCCUGCAAGACUCUUUAACUUCCUUGUCAGAGGUAGUCCUACAAAAUAGAAGAGGUUUAGACACGUUGUUCCUCCAGCAAGGUGGACUGUGCGCUGCCCUUAAAGAAGAAUGUUGUUUCUAUGUAGACCAUUCAGGAGUAGUAAAAGAUUCCAUGGCCAAAGUUAGGGAAGGGUUAACAAAGAGAAAGAAAGAAAGAGAGCAAAACCAAGGGUAGUUUGAGUCCUGGUUCAACUCACCAUGGUUCACUACCCUCAUCUCUACUCUAGUAGGGCCACUGAUAAUCUUAAUAUUAAUUCUAACCUUUGGCCCCUGCAUCCUAAACCACCUAGUUACUUUUAUCAAAGAGCGUAUUAACACCAUGCAAAUCAUGAUGUUAAGACAGAACUAUCAGAGUAUUAACCAAAAAAGAUGACCUCUAGUUUCAUGAUUGAAAUAGAUACCAGAAGAAGAGGGGAAUGUAAGAAUGGGAAUGGGUUAGCAUAAGAAUAGCCAUCAUAAGGGCCGAGAAGCCAUUUUCUGAGUGUGUGACUCGGGGAAAGAGGAACUGGGUAAAGCAUGAAAAACAAGUUAAUCAUGGACACCGGGUUGUGGGCAGCUGUGACCCUUGGUCAGCUAAUCAUGCAUACCAAGUUGUGGGUGGUUGCGACUCUGGUCAGCUUAUCUUGCUGAACCACCCUAACAAUUGAGGAGUGGUCUUAUCUUGCUCUUGCUUAACCCCCAGGAUGUGUGACUUGCAAAAAUAAUGCGUAGCUGCGGAAAAUUACUAUGAGUCAAGUGCUUUGAAAAUGCUAUAUAAACCCUUGGCUUUGAGUGCUCGGGGUCCUCAUUGAAACUCGCUGUGUCGGGCAGACACUUCUACCCCAGCUAUCUGGCAUAAGAAACCUCUUGCUUGUUGCAUCGAUCUACUGUGGCCCUCAUUUUUUUCACUGGGGGGAAGCGCAGACUGGAAUAAGGCCGGUAGGUCUUACAAAAUUAGUAGAACCAAUCAUAGAAUUCAGAAGGCCUUAGCAUCUGGUCCAAGUGAUCAUAAUCUGGAGGCGUUCUUGAAUAGGUUUUGGAGGCUUUGAAUCUCCUGAAAUUAGAUGCAAAAUUAUGUAUGUACAUUUUUGGAAGUCAGCAUUGUGAGAAACACACUCACUGGUGGACACAGAGACAAAGAGAACAGCGG
Molecule: messenger RNA, 7013 nt
Organism: Manis javanica (Malayan pangolin)
Lineage: Eukaryota; Metazoa; Chordata; Mammalia; Pholidota; Manidae
Source: RefSeq, a predicted model, not a curated record